Messenger RNA from Prorocentrum cordatum, 2853 nucleotides. Lineage: Eukaryota; Dinophyceae; Prorocentrales; Prorocentraceae. The record is from the annotation of a GenBank genome assembly.
AUGGUGCUACGCUUGCAGGAGCGCCGCAUGCUGACAUGUAAGUUGGCGGAUUUCCAGAGGCGUGUUCUGCACGUGGGAUGGCGCGGUGUUCGGGCAGAGGUCCAGGCCGCUUCGGCGGACGAGUCGUCGGCAGGAGUUGCAACGAUGGAGCUGAAGGCCCUGCCUGCGGUGGCCAGGCAAGGUUGCGCAGGACAUUCGCGUCCGCGGGGCUCGGCAUCGCGCAAGGCACGGGGGGUCAAGACGAAGGAGGACCUCGCAGAUGCUUGGCUGGGGGCGCUGAAUACACUGGAAGUCGAGCUCGCAGGUAGACAUGAGACCGCCGGGAAGAACGCGUUCCCCAACCCGUCCAAGAAGGGCUACAGCCAGUGCAUCGCGGAGCAAGAAUGCAGCGAGGCGAAGUCCCAUGCCAGGGACGAGACCGAGCACGCAGGAAUGGACGCGUUAUUCUUCGAGCCGCUGUCCGACCUGUGCGAGGAGGUGAAGCCCGCAGAGGACGCUUUUGGGAUCGGCGCCCCGGCGCGCUGCGCAGACUGCCCCAGGCGGCUCACCAGGGAGAGCGAGGAUGGGGCCGAGGCCCGAUGUCCGCUCGACUGCGCUUUCUGCGACAGCGGCAGAGCGGGCGCGGGCGGAGCGGUUGCGGCGGCCGGCGGCAACCUCCCUGGGUGGGCCAUCGUGGAGCAGGUGCACGCGGCAAGGAGGCUGAGCCCCGCCGUGGAGCGCGUGGUGUUCAUGGGCAUGGGGGAGCCGCUGCUCAACUACGCCGAGGUGUCCAGCGCCAUCUCGGAGCUGCGGCGGGACCCGUGCCUCGGCCGCCCAUGGGCCGUUACGGUCAGCACCGUGGGGGUGCUCCCGAGGAUCGCGCGGCUGGCCGCGGACCACCCCGCCGUGGCGCUCACGCUCUCGCUGCACGCGCCCAGCCAGGCGCUGCGCAGCCGGCUGGUGCCCGCGGGCGCCGCCAGGUGGCCGCUCGAGGACGUCAUGCGGGCGGUCUGGGCGCACGAAGAGGCCGUGGGCCGAGCGCCCAUGUUCGCCUACACCGUCCUGCCCGGCGUCAACGACGCCGCAGAGCACGCCGAGGAGCUCGCGCAGCUGCUGGCCGCGGGCCGUGCGCCGGGCGGGCCGCGGCCGCUCGUCAACCUGAUCCCCUACAACCCCACGGGCGCGGGGCAGGGCUUCGGCUUCCAGACCCCGAGCGACGGGGAGCUGCGGAACUUCCGCUCCGCGCUCCGCGCCAGAGGCAUCCAGGCCACGGUGCGCUGGACCACGGAGGCCGGGCGGCCACUGGCCGCCGCAUGCGGCCAGCUGGCCGCUCGCCCCGGCGCCGGCGAGCUGGAGACCAUGCGACCGAUGCGCCCCAGCGCCGCAGCGGACGGGGUCAGGGCCGCCGCGGAGGGCGGCGGCGCAGGGCUGGCGGCGGCCUCGGCGGAGAAGUCCCCUUCGGCGCCAGCGCUGACCAGGCUGCUGUUCCUCGCCGGCUCCACCGACGCCCUGCUGGCUCUGGCCCAGAGGUGGCGCCCCGAGCUGAACGACGUGCACGUGUCCGCCGCCCUGGUGACCCUGGCGAGGGCCGCGCCGGGCGCGGGCGCCAGCCUGCGCGCAGACCCGCGCUUCGGGGCGCUGAUAGAGAGGAGCGCAGAGCUGGCGCCGGCCAUGGGCCCCAGGGCUGCCGCGAGCGUGCUGUGGGCGCUGGCCAGGCUGCGACACAGCCCCGGGAGGGACCACCUCGACGAGGUGGCGGGGGCUCUUGAGCGGCAGGUGGCGGAGCUCUGGCCCCCGAACCUGGCCAACAGCCUGUGGGCGUGCGGGGCGCUCCUCUACCGCGGGGAAGGCCCGCUGCUGGCCCUGGAGGCAGAGGCGGCGCGCCGCGCCCUGGAGCUGACCCCCUUGGAGCUCGCCAACAGCCUCUGGGCCCUCGGGCGCCUCCGCCGGCGCCGCUCGGGGGCGCCGGCGGCGCUGGCGGCAGCCCUGGGGCGGUCGGCCGCGCGCUGCAAGCCGCAGGACGUGGUCAACAGCCUCUGGGCGUUCCAGCGCUUGCGGCACAGUCCGGGAAACGAGGUGCUGACCAGCCUGGCCUCCGCCGCGCUGACGGCGCUGCCUCGCCUCAAGCCGUCGGAGCUCGCCGUGGUGGUCCGCGCGUUCUCGCGCCUGGGCCACGACCCCGGGGAGGUCGUGCAGCCGGCGCUGGUGGCUUUUGCACACCGCGUCCGCCGCAGGUGCUCGGCCGUGGUGCCGCAGGCGCCGACGCUGGAGAGCACCCUCGCGGGCACCGUGCGAGAGUACCUCGAGGCGCAGGCUGCGACCCGACGGCGACCCCCGUAUAUUGUUAGCGACGUUGCGCGGAAUGCGUAUUUCACAAACCUGGACCGCGACAUCGCCAAAGAGGCCAAGGAUAAGAUGGCGGCCAACUUUGGCGAGGUCGCGAGGUUCGCGCGCGGCGAGGGCGGCGGCGAGAGCAAACCUGGGAAAAGAGACAACGCUGGGCACGAGGGCGGCAACGAGCCAAGUAGCGGCGCCAAGCCGCCCAGCAGCUCGAGCAAGCCGUCUCUGUCGCCCGCGGCGCCCCCGCGCUCUCACAGCCCCUGGCCGCGGAAGCUGCGCAGGCGCUCAACGCAGAGACCCCUCGCCGAGUCCGGCGGCCGGCUGCUGCCAGCCCGGCAAGUUUCCGAGUCGAAGUGCGCCGAGGAGACCAGCGACGCUGUGUCCGUAGGCGAGAGAGUGCAACGCGACAUGUUGGACCGCUCCGCGGCGGCGCUCUGCGACGUCGCCCCCGCGGGCACUGGCGACGGCCCCUUGCGCGCGGGAGAUGUCGCGGGAGUUUUCAAGCGGCGCGGGAAGGCGCAGGAGGGGCGAUAG